Ostrea edulis (European flat oyster) is the source of this 912-nucleotide messenger RNA. Its product is annotated as mitochondrial import inner membrane translocase subunit Tim13-like. The transcript has 3 exons. Lineage: Eukaryota; Metazoa; Mollusca; Bivalvia; Ostreida; Ostreidae. The record is from RefSeq and is a predicted model, not a curated record. The coding region runs from base 336 to 614 and encodes 92 amino acids.
GUUCCAAAGCAAAUUACAAAAAGAGUUGCAUAGAAAACCCUCUAUGUGUUUAUGCAUUAUCGUGAAUACCUGUCAGCAAUCACAUUUUCCUUUGCGUUGGUAUUUCUAACAGUUUAUAACAACAUCGUACGUGAUCGGGUGAUGUCCAUCUGUCAUUUUCAUUUUUAGUAAUAAGAAAAAACUGUUUUCGGAUAUAUUGGAAUUUUUUAAAGUCUUUUAAACGUUUGUAAAUAACUUGAAUUUUCGUUCAAUAAGUAAGCACUGUUUUGACAUUGAUUAUUUUCAUACCCCCACAUGCUUGUCACCGCCAAGAGGUCACCACAUAUUGCAAUAUUAUGGAUUUUUCCGGUAGUGGUGCUGCAAAGUUUGACCCCUCUAAAAGAGAGGACUACAUGAACGAAGUGAAACAGCAGUUAGCAAUCGCUAAUGCGCAGGAAUUACUCCAGAAAAUCUCAGAUAAAUGCUUUCACAAGUGUAUCACUAAACCUGGGACUUCACUCAGCCAUUCCGAGAAUAAAUGUUUAGCGAUGUGUAUGGACAGAUAUAUAGACACUCAGAAUUUAGUGGCCAAGGCAUUUGGAAACCGUGUACAGCAGGAAAUGUCCAGGAUGUAGUGUUCAAUAGUGAUAGUAACCAUGGAAACUAACAGUGAUAGUAACCAUGGAAAUUUAGUGAUUUUAAAAGUGGCCGAUACACAGUUCAGAAGAUGCAGUGAGACGUCAUUGCUAUGUGUGGAAUAGUGUGUGUAUUCAAGAUCUGCUGGCACAGGGCUCUGUAUCACAGAAUCAUAAAAUGUUGUGUCUAAAGAUUUUAAAAAACGUAUAUAAUCAAUUCACAGAAAAAACUGUGACAAAAUUCAUACAACACUCGUGGACACUCAUGGAAAUAAAUAUUGGAUUUUAUCAAACACAA